Salvelinus namaycush (lake trout) is the source of this 1497-nucleotide messenger RNA. RefSeq names its product gastrula zinc finger protein XlCGF17.1-like. The record is from RefSeq and is a predicted model, not a curated record. The coding region runs from base 1 to 1086 and encodes 361 amino acids. Gene Ontology annotation, molecular function: RNA polymerase II cis-regulatory region sequence-specific DNA binding; DNA-binding transcription factor activity. The transcript has 3 exons. Gene Ontology annotation, biological process: regulation of transcription by RNA polymerase II. NCBI's taxonomy places the organism in Eukaryota, Metazoa, Chordata, Actinopteri, Salmoniformes, Salmonidae.
AUGAAAUCUGUUUCUCAUGGAGAUCAUGUUGAGACAUUCUCUACAUCCAGAAAGCAACAGCAGGAAGAUCACAGAGCUAAGAGGUCUCACCACUGCCCACAUUGUGAGGAGAUUUUCCCAAUUCUAUCAAAGCUGAAAAUACACCUAAAAAUACAUACAGGAGAGAAUCUGCAUUUCUGCACUGACUGUGGGAAGAAUUUCACAACAUCAAGGGCUAUGACAGUUCAUCAGAGAGUACACACAGGAGAGAAGCCUUACUCCUGCUCUGACUGUAGGAAGAGUUUCUCUCAAUCGAGCCACCUAAAACAACAUGAACAUAUACACACAGGAGAGAAGCCUUACUCCUGCUCUGUCUGUGGAAAUAGUUUCUCUGUACGAGGACAUCUAAAACAACAUGAACGUAUACACACAGGGGAGAAGCCUUACUCCUGCUCUGACUGCUGGAAGAGUUUCGCUCACUCAAGCCACCUAAAACAACAUGAACGUAUACACACAGGAGAGAAGCCUUACUCAUGCUCUGUCUGUGGAAAAUGCUUCACACAAUCGUCUCAGCUAAAAGUUCACCAGAGAACACACACAGGAGAGAAGCCUUACUCCUGCUCUGAGUGUGGAAAUAGUUUCUCUCACCUGGGCCACUUUAAAACACACAAACGUAUACAUACAGGAGAGAAGCCAUACUCCUGCUCUGACUGUGGAAAAUGCUUCACAACAUCAACUGAGCUAAAAGUUCAUCAGAGAACACACACCGGAGAGAAGCCUUGCUCCUGCUCUGACUGUGGAAAAUGCUUCACAACAUCAACUGAACUAAAAGUUCAUCAGAGAACACACACAGGAGAGAAGCCUUACUUCUGCUCUGACUGUAGGGCGAGUUUCUCUCAAUCGAGCCACCUAAAACGACAUGAACGUAUACACACAGGAGAGAAGCCUUACUACUGCUCUGACUGUGGAAAAUGUUUUAAAUCAUCAGCUGAGCUAAAUGGUCAUCAGAGAACACACACAGGAGAGAAGCCUUUCUUCUGCUCUUACUGUGGCAAGAGCUUCUCCCGAUUGGGCAAUGUAAAAAUACACCAACGUCUACACACUUGAGAGAAGACUUAUCAGUUUUCUCAGACCAGCUGAGAUUAGUCACUCCACUUAAUUCUCAUCUCAUAAAAUAAUUGGCAAUGUUGAAUUGGAUCAAAUGAAGAAAGUGUAGAACACUCUAUUGUAAUCCUAUUGUUUCUCACUGUGAGAGAACUGUGCAGAGGAAAGGGAGCGUCAUAGAAUGUUAGCCUCUCUUUACUGAUCAGUGUACAUCUUGUCAGUUUUGCUGUGUUUUUUUAGCCUGCGUCAAUAGAGACACAUACCAGCUCUACUGGUACUACCAGCAGUACUGCACCUGUCGACGGCACAAGCUGUUCUGCUUCCACGAGCACAUCCAAUGCUAAUUCUACGUUUGUUGUUAGCCCAGCUAGCAUGGACACUGACAGUUGUGAUUCUGAUGCAGCCGAAGAGCUA